GUUGAUGGCGACUCCGACUCGGGAGCCUCUGUAAGACUCUCCGUCUGUCCGGGAGCCCCUCCCUGGAUUCACAAUGACAUCCUUUCAAGAAGUCCCACAGACUUCCAAUUUUGCCCAUGUCAUCUUUCAAAAUGUGGCCAAGAGUUAUCUUCCUAAUGCACAUCUAGAAUGUCAUUAUACCUUAACUCCAUAUAUCCAUCCACAUCCAAAAGAUUGGGUUGGUAUAUUCAAGGUUGGAUGGAGUACUGCUCGUGAUUAUUAUACAUUUUUAUGGUCCCCUAUGCCUGAAAAUUAUGUAGAAGGAUCAACAGUAAAUUGUGUAUUAGCAUUUCAAGGAUAUUACCUUCCAAAUGAUGAUGGAGAAUUUUAUCAAUUCUGUUACGUUACCCAUAAGGGUGAAAUUCGUGGAGCAAGUACACCUUUCCAGUUUCGAGCUUCUUCUCCAGUUGAAGAGUUGCUUACUAUGGAGGAUGAAGGAAAUUCUGACAUGUUGGUGGUGACCACAAAAGCUGGCCUUCUUGAGUUGAAAAUGGAGAAAACCAUGAAAGAAAAAGAAGAGCUGUUAAAAUUACUUGCCGUUCUGGAAAAAGAAACAACACAACUUCGAGAACAAGUUGAAAGAAUGGAAAGAGAACUUAACCAUGAAAAAGAGAGAGGUGACCAAUUGCAAGCAGAGAAAAAGGAACUUACUGAAGUAACAGAAAAUUUAAAAAUGGAAAAUGAAGAACUUAAGAGAAGAUACAAUUAUGCUACAUCCAAAGCUGUCAAGCUUGAGGAAGAUAUUCUGUUAGUGACAAAUAAAUCAAUUGAAAAAGAAACUGAAUUAGACAGCUUAAAGGACAAACUCAGGAAGGCACAGUGUGAAAGAGACCAACUUGAAUAUCAGUUGAAGACAGAAAAGGAUGAGAAGGAACUUUACAAGGUCCAUUUGAAGAAUAGAGAAAUAGAAAAUACCAAGCUUGUGUCAGAGGUCCAAACUUUAAAGAAUUUAGAUGGGAACAAAGAAAACAUGAUUACUCAUUUCAAAGAAGAGAUUGGCAGACUACAAUUCUGUUUGGCUGAAAAGGAUAGUCUGCAAAGGGCUUAUCUGCUUACCACCUCAAGUAAGGAAGAUACGUUUUUUUUAAAGGAGCAACUUCGUAAAGCAGAGGAGCAGAUUCAGGCAACUCGACAAGAAGUUGUCUUUCUGACUAAAGAACUUAGUGAUGCUGUAAAUGUGCGCGAUAAAACGAUGGCAGAUCUACAUACUGCACGCUUGGAAAAUGAGAAAGUAAAAAAGCAAUUAGCUGAUGCAGUGGCAGAACUUAAACUAAAUGCUAUGAAAAAAGACCAGGAAAAAACUGAUACACUGGAACAUGAACUGAGAAGAGAAGUUGAAGAUCUGAAACUUCGUCUUCAGAUGGCAGCAGAUCAUUAUAAAGAAAAAUUCAAGGAAUGCCAGAGGCUCCAAAAACAAAUAAACAAACUUUCAGACCAAUCAGCCAAUAACAAUAAUGUCUUCACAAAGAAAAUUGGAAGUCAGCAGAAGGUGAAUGAUGCCUCAAUAAACACAGACCCAGCUACUACUACCUCUACUAUAGGUGUAAAGCCACUACCUUCUGCAGCCGAGACAGAUUUUGACAUUGUAACAAAAGGGCAAGUCUGUGAAAUGACCAAAGAAAUUGCUGACAAAACAGAAAAGUAUAAUAAAUGUAAACAACUCUUGCAGGAUGAGAAAACAAAGUGCAGUAAAUAUGCUGAUGAACUUGCAAAAAUGGAGCUGAAAUGGAAAGAACAAGUAAAAAUUGCUGAAAAUGUAAAACUAGAACUAGCUGAAGUAGAGGACAACUACAGACUUCAAUUGGCAGAGAAAGACAAAGAAAUAAAUGGUCUAACUUCACAUUUGGCAAACCUCUCCAGGGAGAAGGAACUUAAAAGGACUCUAGAAAAUCAAGCAGACGGGAACAUGGAAGGUCAGAAUUCCCAGAGUCCUCAGCAGAUCUCACAGGGGCUCAACACAUGCUCAGAGCAAAAUGGUCAUGUUUCUGCAGUACCAGAUACACAACCCGUUCUGCAGUAUGGUAAUCCUUAUGCAACACAGGAGACAAGAGAUGGAGCAGAUGGUGCUUUUUACCCAGAUGAAAUCCAAAGGCCACCUGUGAGAGUACCCUCUUGGGGACUGGGAGAUAAUGUUGUCUGCAGCCAGCCUGCUCGAAACCUUAGUCGGCCUGAUGGUUUAGAAGACCCUGAGGAUAGUCAAGAGGAUGAGAAUGUGCCCACUGCUCCUGAUCCUCCAAGUAAGCAUUUGCAUGGGCAUGGAACAGGCUUCUGCUUUGAUUCCAGCUUUGAUGUUCACAAGAAGUGUCCCCUCUGUGAAUUAAUGUUCCCUCCCAACUAUGAUCAGAUCAAAUUUGAAGAACACGUUGAAAGUCACUGGAAGGUGUGCCCAAUGUGCAGCGAGCAGUUCCCUCCUGACUAUGACCAGCAAGGCUUUGAAAGACAUGUGCAGACCCAUUUUGAUCAGAAUGUUUUAAAUUUUGAUUAGUUACUUUUUGUUAUAAUACAGUUUAGCAGUUUAAAAAAAUCAUCUCAAAUAGACCACUAGGAGCCCACAGGUAAUCACUUCCGUGCACCCUCUCCCGUACUCUUCUGACCAAGAUCUACUUUGAGUUUGGUGUUACUAGGAUUGGGGUGAGUCUUUGGCUUAUCGACAAAUAUAAUUUUAACCUCUUUUAAUCUUACCUGCUUAAGAAAAGAAGUUCUUGGGUGUUUGUAUUUUCAUUUAUUCCCCAGUUUGCAAAAUUAUAUGAUUAAAGGUAACAAGGAUUAUUCUAAUGUUACUGCAUUGGGAAAAAAAAAGUAUUAUAGUUAAUUAUUUAGCAGAAUAUUUACAAGUUUCUGUUGACCUUGUUGGUUGAGCAUGACUACUAAAUAUUAUGUAAUAAUAAAAAGCAUUUAUCAUAACAGCCUUGCAAAGUAAUUCUUUGAAUACAGAAAUUUGCAUAAUGUAGCCCAUGAAAUGAUUUUUUUUAAAGCCUCUUAAGAAAUGAAGCUCUGUGUAGAAUGAGAUCACAUAUGCUUGCAGUAUGGCAAAUAUUCUUUUUAUAUUUGAAGUAUUUGCUUUAGGAAUUAAGGGAAGGCAUAUUUUACUAAUUUUGUGACUAAAUUUUUUUUAGAAUAGCCUGAACAGUUAUGUUUAAACCAUCUUAAAGUUAUAUUUCUAUCCAAGGGGAAAAUGGAACAAGGUAUGUUGUACAAUUGUUUCAUAUUAUAUGAUCUACUACAUAGUGGUGUUUGUGGCAUAAAAUCACAGAAAAUGUAUCCUUUUCCACAUUGUCCUAAUUAGAGUAUAAUUUUGAAAUAACAUUCUCAAUGAUUAAAAAUGUAAUAUGUAAAUAAGUUGUAUUUCUGCCAUGUAUAGUAUUCUCAUUAACAUUAAAGAGGACACAUUUUUGGA
Molecule: messenger RNA, 3436 nt
Organism: Eptesicus fuscus (big brown bat)
Lineage: Eukaryota; Metazoa; Chordata; Mammalia; Chiroptera; Vespertilionidae
Gene: TAX1BP1
Product: Tax1 binding protein 1
Exons: 18
Coding region: 74-2524 (816 amino acids)
Biological process (GO): negative regulation of apoptotic process
Source: RefSeq, a predicted model, not a curated record